Tripterygium wilfordii is the source of this 1744-nucleotide messenger RNA. Its product is annotated as peroxisome biogenesis protein 16-like. Bases 246 to 1322 code for a protein of 358 amino acids. NCBI's taxonomy places the organism in Eukaryota, Viridiplantae, Streptophyta, Magnoliopsida, Celastrales, Celastraceae. Gene Ontology annotation, cellular component: peroxisomal membrane. The record is from RefSeq and is a predicted model, not a curated record. Gene Ontology annotation, biological process: peroxisome organization. The transcript is spliced from 8 exons.
CGCAUCUCUCUCUGCAACUCUCUUGUCGAGUUUCUCUGUUCGCAGCAUCACAUCCCAAGUUCGAACCCGCAAUUAAAAAGGGGUCUGUUGUUCUUGCAUCGACUUCUUUAUAAGGUUCGAAAGUCGAGAAAUGAGCAGAGUUUUGUCGUGGCUUGUCGAGUUGGGUAGGGUUUGAGAUUGGGACAUAGUGCCUCAACUACCGGAGUUUGUGUCUUUUCAAUCGUUCUCGUAGAGCUUGCGAAGCUAUGGAGGUUUAUAAAACAUGGGUCAGAAGCAAUAAAGAAUACGUGCACUCAUUUGAGUCUCUUGCCAAUGGAUUGACAUGGCUUCUUCCUGAACGAUUUUCGGACUCAGAGAUAGGACCAGAAGCAGUAACUGCUGUCUUUGGUAUAAUCACUGCUAUCAAUGAGCAUAUAAUCGAUACAACUCCAGCCGAGGCACAUGCAAGCUUUCAAGAGCCUUAUUCAUUUCCUUUUCCGUUGUGCAUAUCUGCACUAAAAGAUUUGGAGACCUUGGUUGAAGUUGUGGCACAACAUUAUUAUGGUGAUGACAAGAAAUGGAACUUCAUUGCGGUUACAGAAGCAAUUAAGGUGUUAGUUCGGUUAGCUUUGUUCAGAAAUAGUGGAUAUAAGAUGCUUCUGCAUGGCGGGGAAAUGCCAAAUGUUGAAAAGAGUCCUGAUGAUUUGAAUCAUCAACAUAGAGAUGGAGGUUUCUUGAGAAAUGGACAUGGGCAGAACCUAUGGAAACCAGAGGGAAGGGCACUAUCUGCACUGAACAGAUUUGGAGAAAAUGCUAGGAUGAUUUCUGAUCCAGUAUGGUUGCGUCGAGUCCAAAAUCAGCAUGCAAUUAUAGAGCCUCAAAUUGCAGUGAUUAAGAGGCCAACCCUGGCGACAAUAUUGUCUGAGAAGGGUAUUUAUGGGGCACUGUUUGUGAUGGGGGAGACGUUAUUUAUAAUGAGACCUCUUAUUUAUGUUUUAUUUAUCAGAAAAUAUGGAAUUCGGUCAUGGAUCCCCUGGUUUCUUUCCCUGGUUGUGGACUUUUUUGGCAUAGGAUUUAUAACAAAAGUAGCAAAAAGGGUUGGUGGUGGAAAAGAGCAACAGUUUUGUUUCUCCACAGCUGAAAAAGAUGAGUUGAAAAGAAGGAAACUUUUAUGGGCUCUUUACCUGAUGCGAGAUCCGUUCUUCAGCAAGUAUACACGUCAAAGACUUGAAAGCACUGAAAAACUGCUGGAGCCUGUUCCUGUCGUUGGAUUUCUGACAUCAAAAAUUGUCGAGCUUGUCAUCGGUGCUCAGACACGAUACACUUAUAUGUCCGGGUCUUAACUCUUAAACUAGAAACCACAAGUUGUGCGGCUGACAUUCUAUGUUCAGGUGAAACAAUCCUUCAAACUCUAGGACAUUUUCUUCAGAGUUUUGUUUUCUCAGUAAUAUUUGUAGCUGCAAAUGUAGAAAUAAAUGUAAAAUGGCUGUAUAAAAUUGCAGAGUAUAUUACAGCCGUGUCAUUUACAGAAUAGAAAGUAAAGAGAAGUUCAGAUUCUCUUUUGCUCAAUAAAGGAGAUGCCAUGAUCAGUUCAAUACGGGGAUGCUUUACUGGCAAGGUUUAGGAUGUUAAGUAGAGAUUUUUGUGACAUGUCAACGCAUGUAUUAUAGCUGAUUUUGGGCUUGGGCCCAUCAAGGUCCAUGUACUUUUAAGUCAUCCUUUACCAAAUUGAGUUUUAUUUACACCCUGUUAUUUUGAAACUACA